Monodelphis domestica (gray short-tailed opossum) is the source of this 7359-nucleotide messenger RNA. RefSeq names its product lysophosphatidylglycerol acyltransferase 1 (gene LPGAT1). Lineage: Eukaryota; Metazoa; Chordata; Mammalia; Didelphimorphia; Didelphidae. Gene Ontology annotation, molecular function: acyltransferase activity. The record is from RefSeq and is a predicted model, not a curated record. Gene Ontology annotation, cellular component: endomembrane system; endoplasmic reticulum. Gene Ontology annotation, biological process: phosphatidylinositol acyl-chain remodeling.
CCCCGCAGGCUCGGGGCGCCGGCCGCGAGGGGAGGCUCGUGCGCCUGGCUGGCGGGCGGGCGGGCAGGGAAGAGGGCAGCGGGCAUGGUGGCCAGCGGCGGCCAGGCUGUUCAUUAGAGGGCGCUCUGGGGGCGGCGCUCGCCGCAGUCUCAGCUCCCGCCGUUGCUUCCUCCUCCUCCUCCUGCUGCCGCCGCCGCCGCCGCCGUUCCCCCGUCGCGUCUCUUGGGUGCUAACUCGCCGUAGGCACCGAGCGCGGCCCGAGGCCGGGGUCCACGCCCGAGAGAUCGCCUAGAGCAGCCUCGGGCGAUGAAUUCUUGGGGCUCCUCCCGCCCCCGCAGCCCGGCUAGGGGCCCGGCCAGCCCGAGGCAGCUGGAAGGGGAGUGAGAGGCCGCCCGCCGGCCGCCGCCGAGUCCAUGACCCCGACUCCUCCUCCGGGCACAGCCGCCGCCGCCGCCGCCCCGCAGCAUCGGGCCCCCAGCAGCCGGUUCCCGGCCCCGCUGGCCCCAGCCCCUCCUUCCCCUCCUCCUUCUCCUCCGCCUCCUCCGCUUCUUCGUCCUCUUACUCCAGUCCGUGAUUGCCAGUCCCCGGCGCUGCUGAAGGAAGAGGCUUCAGACUCCAGGGUGAGAAUGGCCAUGACUUUAGAAGAAGUUCUAUGGAUGUGCUUGACCUUUGUGAAAGCUGUCCUGAGGUUCGCCUUUAUGGUCUCAAAUAACCUGGUCGCCAUUCCUUCCUACAUCUUCUAUAUCAUAAUACUGCAGCCUCUCCGAGUGCUAGACAGGAAGCUGUUCUGGUAUAUCGAAGGAAUCAUGUACAAGUGGCUUUUAGCAAUGGUGGCUUCCUGGGGUUGGUGUGCAGGCUAUACAGUAAUGGAGUGGGGUGAAGAUAUUAAAGCAAUUUCAGAAGAUGAAGCUAUGAUGUUGGUGAACCAUCAAGCAACAGGAGAUGUGUGCACAUUAAUGAUGUGCCUACAGGACAAAGGAAUGGUUGUUGCUCAGAUGAUGUGGUUGAUGGAUCACAUAUUUAAGUAUACAAACUUUGGUAUUGUUUCUCUAAUUCAUGGAGAUUUCUUUAUAAGACAGGGAAAGUCUCAUCGAGACCAGCAGCUUGUUCUUCUCAAGAAACACCUCAAACAUUAUUACAGGAGCCGAGAUCGGAAGUGGAUUGUUCUGUUUCCAGAAGGUGGCUUCCUCAGGAAGAGACGAGAAACAAGUCAGGCAUUCGCCAAGAAAAAUAAUUUGCCAUUCCUCACACAUGUCACCUUGCCAAGACUUGGGGCAACACAGAUUAUUCUGAAUGAACUUGUAGCACAACAAGAAAAUGGAACCCCAGCAGGUGGAGAUGCUAGGGUGUUAGAGAGCAAACCGAAAGGCCUCCAGUGGGUCAUAGAUACAACCAUAGCUUAUCCUAAAGCUGAACCUAUAGACAUCCAAACCUGGAUUCUUGGAUAUAGAAGACCAACAGUCACUCAUGUUCAUUACAGGAUUUUUCCAAUUAAAGAUGUACCUUUGGAGAACGAUGCCCUUACUAAUUGGCUCUAUGAGCGGUUCAUUGAAAAGGAGGACCUCUUAUCACAUUUUUAUGAAACAGGAGCUUUUCCUCCCGAAAUGGGCCAGAAGAAAGCCAUUUCUAAGGAGAUGACCCUCAACAACAUGUGGCUAUUUUUCAUACAGUCAUUUGCAUUUUUAUCAGGCUAUAUGUGGUACAACAUUCUACAGUAUUUUUAUCAUUGCCUAUUUUAGGAGUUGAAUGGGACCUAUGGACACCAUAAGAGUUUAGGCUUUUGCAAAUGUGCAUUAUAUUACAUGUACAAAUGAGAAUAUACGCAAGUAAAGGAAAUUGGAUAGCCAGCUUAAUUUUUAUCCCUCUUUGGGGAAAUUUUAAAACUUUACUAAAAGUGAGAUUCAGUAAUAUAAUGACCUGCUAAUGUAUUUUAAGAACUUUCCAUGUUUUUAAAAGGCAUACUAUACACAAACAUCCUAUUGGGAGAAGAGGAGAUCAUAGCAUCAUUGUGGAAGACUAAGAGAAAUUAUAUCACCACCGAAUAUGCUUGGAAACUUAGUUCAAGUUUAGAAAGCUCAAUUUUCCUCUUAUCCAGUACUCUGUACUACUACAGUGUUCUAGAAAUCUCUCAUUUCCACCAAUUAAAGUUGUGUUGCCACUAACAUUUCUGGGAGCAGUUGGGGCCUUCUGCAUAACUGUUUCUUGGUCAUCAGUUACUAUUUUUAAAAAACAAAACAAAACAGAAAAAAAAAACCCAUUCCUAAACACCUAAGUGAAAUAUAGAGUCAGAAUUCUCUGUGGAAAAAGCCAAUGCUCAUUAGGCAUAAUAGUACUAGGAUGUGUUUAAACAACAACUGAAAUCUACCCUGGCUAUCUUGAUCUCUUCUUUGUGAGAUUAUCAUUGAGCAUCAUGUUUACAUGUGCUAAUGCUUUCCCAUUUUCUGAGGGAGCAUAAAAAUGUCUUGUCAUUUGAUUUCUCAUCUUUAGAAUACAUUUCAUGGGUUAAUAAUUAUCUCUUGCAAAAUGCACUUUUAAGAGAUACAAUGACAGUUAAGGAAAAGUCUAUACUGGAGAUCAGUUGAAUCUUUAUAUGAAGUGAGUUUCCUGAGAGGCAUUGCUGCCUCUGAAGGUUUACCUGAGAGCAGAUACUCUUCAGCCCAGGAAUGCUUUGGGUACCACACCAUUAGGGAUAUGACAGUUACAUAGUCAGAAGCCUUUUUUUUUUCCUUUCCACUUUGAUGUGCUAACACUAAAUACAUUUGGGGAUGGUUAGAACAAGUUAAUGCCAAACAACUACAUCUUCUGUUUAGGGAGAAAAUAAAUAGAGUAGUUAGUUGAUUAGAAAACUAAUAAUAGCUAGAGCCACUCACUGGCUUAAAAUGAUAGGAAGUUAUUCAGUCUCCUGUGACAAGGUACAAACAUAGCCCUCUAGAUAUCUGUACAAACAGCACUAUUGUUACCAUAUCAAAAGUAGUUGUUAGUCUCAGGAGAAGGAAAGUUAGAACUAGGAGGCAAGCUGACGCAAAUGCAGCCUCUUUCUUCCAAAAGCUUUUUAAGUAGUCGGGUUCUUAUUGAUUGUUAGAAAAUAUAGUUCUUGUCAUUCUGUUUGUGUGAUUUACCUCGUGAUAGAACCAAAUUCUUCCUACAAAAGAGCUACAUCGGUACAUAGUUUGAAUGGCAGAUGUUGAGCUACUUGGGGUUUGGAAUUGUAAAAUUGUUAAGAUCCAAGUAUGUCAACUAUAGUAUUCCAUGCUAUCGGCAACACAGAAUCCCCUGUUGCCUCUAAUCACACAAAUACCAAUUUUGAUAGGUAGUCUAUAAGAUAAAAAUAAAGCUAAAUAUUUUUCAUUUAAAAUAAACCAAAAAUUAGAAAGAUGUGAAUUUCCCCUCAGUUUUGUGGGAAAGAUUAAUUAACACCAAAUAUAAGUCCACGACAGCUUCAUCCUUUAAGGUAACUCAGUGCAUAUGUAAUAAAGAACAUAAUACAGUAAGUUAAAUACCUCAUUGACUGGAAGGACUGCUACUGGUAAAAUGCAGAAGUGUUCAUGUGCUUUGUUUUGGAAAUAUUCAUUGUGAGAUGAAAUUUUGAAACCCAGCUUUUUAUUGAGUGUCUAUACACAGGGACAGUGUACACAUGGAGCCCAGCUCAUUCUUGAGGCACAUAGCAAAAAAGUAUAAAGCUAAUUGUCUACCCUUCAUAUACAGGUGAUCCCAAGGAGACCCUCAUUCUGAAAGAACUCCAUAUAGUAGUUAUUCUGUUGGGUUUCCCCUCAAGAGAAAUGUAGAUGUGACUUUAAAAAUAUUUCAUUCUGAUGUUCAGUUGAAAAAGAAAAGAUUUUCUAUAAAGGGACAGUUAUACUCUUUAAACGAUGGCACACAUCAAAAAAGCUCUAUCCUAAGAUGGAGUACCUUUCCAUAGUAGUGGGUCAUUUCCAGUACCUAAGAAGGAUGAGGAUAAACAAGUGCGCUAAUUACUUAUGUGAUGGGUUUGGGCAGUGUACACCUGGGUGUACAGUUGACCCUAUAAUUUUAAAAGUUUUUUUUUUUUUAAUUUUAUCUUUUCUGUUUGUAAAACGUAUUUCAGAGCACUGAUUUUAAUUCCCUUUCCAGUGAGAGGCAUUCUCCUACCUGCACUACAGAAUGUGAAAGGAGAAUCAGUAUUCCUUCCUAUAUGGUAAUCAGGGUGUUUUCUGUUGUUUAAAAACACAAACAAACCAAACUCAAAUAAAAUUUCAAGUUUGCAUUAUAGUUUAUGUGUGUAGGGGAAGGAGAUUCAAAGGACUCACAUUUUAUCAAGGGAAAACAUUGUGAAACUUUUAGGAAAUAGCUACUGUGCUAGCAAAAGUUGUUUGGAGCUCAUCAGUUGUCGGCCUGUAGAACCUCACCUCCUCUGCUUUUCAGUUGGUCUACCGUGAUUGCCUCAGCAGAGAUCAGUGUGUACUUCUAGAAACCCAGCAAUCCUGAGCGUUGCUUUCUAUUGGUAGGACCAGGAACUUGGUUUCAGUGACUACAAAAGUGAUCUAAAUAUACCAAUUGACCAGUAUGAGAAUGAGUCAUUUGGUGUUUUAGGUGCAUUGCUGUGGAGAAACCCAUUAUCCGGUGGAGGCUGGGGUGGUAAAUUGCAGAAAGUAAUAAAGGUUUAAAGGAGAAACAGGUUAUCUACUAUGUUUAGUUAUGAGUAGACAAUAGGUCUUUUUUAAAGGUAGCUGGUACGUUCAAGUCUAUAUGAUUGAGUAGUUUCGUCAGUACAGCCAAACCUUGUUUAUUACCUGGCUUUCUGUGGAUAAUUGAAAUCUUCAGACCUGCUCUUCUUAAUUUCAAUUUCUUCUCUAGUCAAACCUUUGAACAGAAAUGUUACCACGUAAAACUUUGAUAGGUUUGAUUUGUAGUUCCCCUGGUCAUGUACUUCUGAAUGUGCUAUUGAAGAGUGAAAUGAGUACAAGGUAACCAUAAGAGGAAAAACAACAAGCUUGACUAAUCCACAAACUGAAUAAUCAGUUCCUGAAUAAUCAAGAGUUGGCUGUAUUAAAACUGUUCUCAAACUGUUUUACUAAAUUGAAACCUUAAAUCACCAAAUGUAAACUUCUACGGUACAUCAGUCUAUUGUUAAUGCCUUUGGGAUUUGUUUUAUGAAUGUUCAUUCUCCAUGUGGAUUUGUCUUAGUCAUUUUCUUUUUUGACAAUCACUUUACUUGAACGCUUCUGUAAUAUUUAAAGUUGGUUAUAAUAAAUAAUCUCCAAUCAUGAUAAGUAGGAGUUGGGUUUGUGUUGAUAUUUAAGAAAAAUUAUUUGCACUGCUAAAUAGGAAGAUUUAAUUAUUUUCUUUUUUUUUCUCUUUUAAAUAAAAUUACAUGGACUUUACCACGAUGGUAGUAUUCAGCUAUGGUUCACAUAAAGCAAAGAGUAAAAAUAAUCUUUUCUUGCCAUGCAGUGCUGUGAACCAUUACCUCUUGUUAAAAAGAAAGGAAAAGUCAAGUGCUGGGCUUGGCACACAAGUAUAUUGGUUUGGUUUAUAUGUGGGUAAAUCAGAAUGUGCUUGGGACCAAAACCGCCUAAGUGGGGGAUAUCAAAAUCACAAAGAAGUCUGGGGUUCUUUGGAGCAGUCGAUGGUCGGUGCUUUACUUCAACCAUUUUGCACCCAUCCCCAACAAUUAGGAGCUGGGCCCUGGAAAUAAAUUGAGGGUGCUAGACUGUUGGGGGAAGGUGACUGGAGCCAUAUGAAAGAUACAAUAUGGGUUUGUUUUUGUUUUUGUUUUUUGCAAAAUUACAUAUUUGUGGAUUUUUACAUUUAGUAUUUUUUUAAAACAGUUUAAAGAGCAAAAUAAACUUGUAUUCUAGUUGCAAAGUAUGCACACAUAUAUUUUGAAUGGCUUUAUUUUUAUUGUGUAAAACUGUUGAACACAACUGUGAUGCACAAAUUCUUUACAUGUUAAGGAGCCUAUGCAUUUGACAGUAACUUCUGUUUUAUGAUUGGGUAAUGAAACAGUUAUACAUUGAACCACUGUUGUAUUAAAACUCAUUUAAGGUUAUCACAAAGCUGUGUUUAUUUUACGAAGUGGAUUUUAGUUUUCCUAAUGCCAUAUUGUUUACUUUAGCCUAUUUGACCUUUCCCUUUUCCUUGGUGUAUUAUUUGCAUGUUGUUCUGUAUGAUAAGAAUGAAUGUAAAGACUGUUGUGUCUAAUUAAUUUUUGUAAAGGGCUGGUCACAUGUGGAUCUGUUUUAUUAAUGCAUUUUAAAUGAUUUUAUUAUCCAGAUCACCUUUUCAGAAAUUUGGUGUUAAUACCAAAAAAAAACCAAACAAACAAACAAAAAAAACACCCCAUAAAACAAAAAUACCUUUUCUCAACAGAAACUAAUAGCUGGUUCUAUUUUUUUUAAACUGUGCAAGAAAAUAAAGUUGAUUUUCAAGAUAAAGUGCUUCUAAUUUUUGUUAGUUGAAUGGGGUGUUUGGAUCUGGGAGGUUGGGUUUUUUUGUUUUUUUUUUUUGGAGGGGGUCUACUUUCUGCAUUGGGAUUUGGAGGAAAGUUCAUAAGGGAAAAGUUGUAAAUUGAUUGCCCCAGGCAGAGAUCAGAUGGCAAAAAAAAAAAAAAGCCUGCUUUUGUGUCCUCUUUAACUCUCUGUAGUGUCUUUACUCCAUUUACAGCUCUCAGGAAAAUGAAUUCUCAUCCCAAAAAUUUAUCUUUCUAGGCAGGAGCUUUCAAAGGCAAGAAUAGCAAUUAAAGGUGGGCUUGAUCUUAUGAUUUAGAAAAAUAUUACAAGUCUUCCUGAAGAGCUUUAUUAGUCACUACUUUUCUCAAAAUUUACACAUCUGCUUUCAUUCAUUCAUCAAAGCCAAAUAAAUUCAUCUAUCUGUAUCUCAAAUUGGUUUGAACAUUUGAAGUUUCAGAUUUGUUGGUUGCAAGUUUGAGCCCUUUGAAAGUGUACUGGAACAUCUUGCACAAUCCACCAAACAAGGUGAAUGGUCAGUUCAGUCUACCUCUUCUUUUUAGGUCAGGAUUUAAACUAUUAUUUUGGGGGGAGGGAAAACCAGGAUUUUUGUCUUAUGUACAUGUUUCUGUAAAAGGUGGAGAACAAUUUGGGGGAAGGAACCUGAAAGCAAAUGAGAAAACACGCAGAGAUCUGUUUCUGACCAGCCCUAUUUCUCAUGAGUUUUGGGGGAAAAAAAGCCAUUGUUUUUAAUUCCCGCCUAAAUAUGAAUGUUUGUUUUUAAAAUGUUCAUUCCUGCUGAAAAAAAAUGUAUUUUUAAAAGGAAAAAAAUCCCUCUUUUGGCUAUAAGAUAAAGUCAGCUGUAUGACCAGGUGUGACCAUAUCAUAACAUGCUGAUAUAUGAGAUAAAUCAAUAAAUUUUUACCUCUCAGGA